Molecule: messenger RNA, 3072 nt
Organism: Zeugodacus cucurbitae (melon fly)
Lineage: Eukaryota; Metazoa; Arthropoda; Insecta; Diptera; Tephritidae
Product: DNA repair and recombination protein RAD54B
Exons: 3
Coding region: 210-2996 (928 amino acids)
Biological process (GO): double-strand break repair via homologous recombination; reciprocal meiotic recombination
Cellular component (GO): nucleus
Molecular function (GO): ATP-dependent chromatin remodeler activity; DNA translocase activity; ATP binding
Source: RefSeq, a predicted model, not a curated record
AAUGAGUUCAAUUGUUCAAACUCAAUAUUAAAGAUUUUGCAGUUCUCUGAUCAAUGUAAAAAUCUGGCAAGGGAAUUUGUAAACAUUUCGGCUCAUUGUGUUUUUGUUUAUUGACUUUGUUGUGAUCUUUUUGAAAUCAUUAUCCAGGUGGAUAAUUAACAUUUAUUUGUUUGAUACUGAAUAUUGAGUAGUUUGAGAUAUUCUUUACAAUGAGACGAUCUUGUGCACCUUCAAUGCUUAAAGUGCGGGAACUCGAAAAACGUAGGAAAAUUGAUAAACUAUUUGAAAAAGAUGAGCACAGAAACGAUGAAGUAACUACAAGCUCUUUGAAUGAGGAAAGUUGGGGCACAUCGAGGAAUAGAGGCUCUCAAUUCGAAGGACAAACUGUCAAGGAAAAUAAGGAUACGUUUCAUACAAAAAUUAUUUUCAAUGUGGUUUGGCGCGAAAUGACAAAAAAGAAACAUAAAACAUGGGACGGAGAUGGUUUACUUGAAGUUCAACUGAACACUCCACGAGCUGUUCUCAAGGAUAGUACAGGAAAGUAUAUGGGUACUAAUACAAAGUUUGAAAUUGAUAAUUUGCAAGAAGGAUACCAAAUGGUUGUAGGAGGGAAAGAGAUUGAAUUGCUGGAACAAAUAACUGAUAGUAACCAAUACUUCGCUCUAAAAAAACAGUAUGCAGAGAAUCGUUGGAAUUCUGAGGAGCAACUGCAAAGUAAAGAAGCGACCAAAAAGUUGAAGAUAUCGCCACUAUACCAAAGCCCAUAUAAUGUGAAGAAUGGUGUUGAAUUGAAUAACGAAACUAAUCAAAGAAAUAAUGCUGCAGAAGGUAGUAUUUUAACAGACACUGAGAAGUUAUCGUUUAAUGUCGUUUGGCGCGAAAAAACCACUAAGAAAAAUAAAAUUUGGAAUGGAGAUGGCGUAUUUGAUAUUCAUACUGACGUUAAGAGAGGUGUACUUAAAGAUGAAAGAGGCCAAGAGAUUGGUGUAGUAGAAAACGUUAACUUGUCUGAUGCAGUAGUUGGGUCCAUUUUGGUGGUAGAAGAUAAGGAAAUCGAGAUAUUGGAUAUGGUUACAAAUAAUAAGCCACAAAAAUUAAAUGUAGCAAAAUCAAAUGCACCUAAACCACGAGAAAAAAGGGCGCUAACAAAAACAAAUGGCUUCAUUUUGCCAUCUCCUCCAGAAAAUUAUCUUAGUGAACUAAAUCCUGCAUUUCUACCCAUACACGCGGUGGAGGUCUCCUACAGAUUAGCACAACUUUUACGCCCACAUCAAAAAGAUGGCAUAGCAUUCCUUUAUAAAUGCGUAAUGGGUUUUCACAAUCCAAAAUAUCGUGGCUGCAUUCUUGCCGAUGAUAUGGGUUUGGGAAAAACCUUGCAAUGCCUCACACUUGCGCAUACAUUAUUGAAGGAAGGACCUUAUGGUGGUGAACGUGUAUUACAUCGAAUUCUUGUUGCCACUCCUAGUAGUCUUACACGUAAUUGGGAAAAAGAAGUGAACAAAUGGUUGAAAUGUGAACGAAUGUAUGCAUUUGUAGCAGGAGGAAAACAUAAGUUGUGCUCUUAUUCCAAGCAGCAACAUGUUCCAUUCGUAAUUACUUCAUAUGAAUUUCUGCUUGCCAACGUUUCUGAAUUCCAGUGCUUACAAUUCGACAUGCUCAUAUGCGAUGAAGGUCACAGAUUGAAAAACGAAUCAACUAAAAUAGUAGCUGCCCUUCGUGAGUUAGAUAUUCCACGUCGAAUAAUAAUCACAGGAACCCCAGUGCAAAACGAUUUGCGUGAAUUCUACUCCCUAGCGGAAUUUGUAAAUCCUGGCAUAUUUGGUAAUUAUCAAGAAUUUCAUUUACAUUUCGAGCGUCCUUUGCAACAAAGCCAAAGCCCUGAAGCAUCUAUAGAAGUAAAGAAUUUAGCCGCCGAACGCACCCGAGAGCUCAUGCAGAUCUCAGAAACAUUUGUACUUCGACGGUUACAGGAAGUGAAUGGCCAAUACUUGCCGAGAAAGUACGAGUAUAUUUGUUUCGUUCAACCAUCGGAAUUACAACAAUUUUUGUUGCAAAAAGCUCUACACCUAUACACACAACGUAAGGAAACAAUUUUAAAAGAUCUAACGCCAUUUCAAAUAAUUACCGUGUUAAAAAAGAUUUGCAACCAUCCUUCAUUGGUCGCUCGUACAAAAACACCAAAUCUACUGACUCGUACUUUAGAACGUUCUUUGCCGGAUUGUACGGAAAUGGGACCCUUUGAUUCGUCGAAAUUGGAGUUGGUACAGCAUUUCCUUAUUGCCUCAGCAAUACAAAAUGGGGAAAAGUGUGUGUUAGUGUCAAACCAUACUAAAACGCUUAAUAUGCUACAAGGUUUAUGUGAUUUCCUAAAUAUAAAAUGCCUACGGUUAGAUGGCUCCACCAGUUUAGGGGAAAGAAAUGAUAAUGUCGAAAAGUUUAACAGCGAUUCAGAUGACUCACUAGUGUUUCUACUUAGCGCAAAAGCCGGUGGUGUUGGUCUUAAUUUGAUAGGAGCAUCAAGAUUAAUACUUUUCGAUAAUGAUUGGAAUCCCGCCACUGAUGCUCAAGCAAUAUCCCGUAUAUGGCGUGAUGGACAGACCAGGGAUGUGCAUAUCUACCGAUUAGUAACUGCCGGUUGCAUUGAAGAGAAAAUAUUUCAAAGACAGACAGCGAAGAUAUCAUUGGGAGAUUGUGCGAUACAAAAUAUUACGCAGAAUAACGAAGAUGUCAUGAAGUUCACAGCUGAGGAUCUAUCCAAUUUAUUCUGUUUGCAAGAAGAUUAUUCCUUAUGUCAAACUCAUGAAAAUCUAAAUUGCAAUUGCAAUGGUGAUGGAGAGAACUUGACACUGGAAGCACAAACAAACAAUCGCAAUAUUAAUGCAUUGAUGAAUUGGAAACAUUAUAAGGCACCCUUUGACACGAAUUUCUUGGAGGACGCUUGCCUGGAAAAUGCCAGCGAUAACCUCAUGUAUAUAUUUUGCACACAGACUGAAUAGUUUUAAGUUAUGAAUAUUUAAUUUAAUUUUGAUGUUGUAAUAUUUUAUAAUGAAUAUUAAGUUUGACAUUCGUUUG